Messenger RNA from Talaromyces stipitatus ATCC 10500, 2233 nucleotides. RefSeq lists its product as uncharacterized. The record is from RefSeq and is a predicted model, not a curated record. Gene Ontology annotation, biological process: regulation of DNA-templated transcription. The coding region runs from base 1 to 2154 and encodes 717 amino acids. The transcript has 7 exons. Gene Ontology annotation, cellular component: nucleus. Gene Ontology annotation, molecular function: DNA-binding transcription factor activity, RNA polymerase II-specific; transcription cis-regulatory region binding. NCBI's taxonomy places the organism in Eukaryota, Fungi, Ascomycota, Eurotiomycetes, Eurotiales, Trichocomaceae.
AUGUACGCAGUUCCGGAUGGAGUGUAUCAUCCCAAAUCAUCCACUCGGGAGGCAGAAAGGGGUCAAAAACGGAAGGGAGUCGACAAGGCUUUGCACCAGAUUGAGCAGGCAAUCAAGAAGUCUAAGAAUGCCACCACAGAGGAGCAACUUGAAGAUCCUUUAAAAAUCGUUUCCCAUCUACAUGAUUUACUUGAGAAGGCGGAAAGACAGCUUGCUAGUCGAAAAGCAGAUCAACCCCAUUCUUCUGAAAGUAUUUCAACGCCUUCCGACCUGACCCAAUCACAGCAACCUCAUUCAACAACACUUAACACGGAUGACGGGCCCGCACUUGAUGAUGCUGAAAACCCUCUACAACUGCUUGCUCGAGCUUCAGAUUUGCAGCUGAUGCCCCCUACAAUUGGCCGAAAUCUACCCUCAAGUUCACCCAUUGCAUUGUCGUCACCCGGAACGACUGUAUAUUCGAAUCAUUCCGCGCGGGCCGUUGAUUCUUUCUUUGUACCCAUCAGGGCGAGUCUAGAUGUCGGGCCAGAGCUUGACCCUGUAGACAUCGGCCUGAUCACUUUUGAGGAUGCUAAUAAUCUUUUUGCUUUCUUCUACGAUCAUCUAUCACAUACACGUUGGGGCUUUGAUCCAGCUAUUCACACGGUUUCUUUUGUACGAGCCCAGUCAUCAUUCUUAUUCACAUCUAUCUUGGCUGCCUCAGCCUCAUUUCUUCCAUCUACAGAAGCACUGUCGAGGCGACUCUUGUCUCACGUGAAGGUCCUAGCACAAAACGUUAUUGCUCGCCGCCAUCGGUCUGUUGAGAUUGUGCUCGCAUUCAUGGCAAACAUCCCCUGGAUGGCCCCAGGUAAAAGACUCGGGGAUGAUGAUACCUGCUUGUACAUUGCUAUGGCACUAAGCAUUGCACUUGAUUUAUCGUUGAAUAAAGUGGCAACAUUACCGCGAACAUCGACUGGAGGCCAAUUUUCAAGAGGGGAUUGUAUCGAUGCCCGAAGAGCUCUUUCAAUGGACGGAUUUGAAGACGUGGAAGCCAGCUCGGAGUAUGGUCGCAGAUUGCUUCGUCGAAGAGAAAGGACCUGGAUCGCUCUAUUUGUUGUCGAAAGGGGAGUAUGUUUGGCUCGUGGGCGGAGCUAUUCAGUACCCGUUACGGCACUUUUAGAAAAUUGUGAUAAGUGGCACUUGUCCGAUAGGGAUAUCGCAGACCCGCGGGACGGACAGAUGAACUCCAUGGCUACACUGCGGAGAGAUCUUGAUGAGCUUCUUCGCAAGGUCCGACGUGCAUGCGACGACUAUCGCAUAAGGGAAAACGGAAUUAAUGUUGCUCGCUCAAUUGAAUCGAUGAUUGAGAGCUUUUAUGACUCGUGGUUUGCCGUGUGGGCUCUUUCUAUCAGUGAAGGCGAUUCACAAUCCCUACCGCCAUACGUCGAAAUUCUGGUCACGCAUACGCGACUUUCAACAUAUAGCAGUGUCAUGAACCACCCAACAGCUCCGACAGAAGUCCGGUCUUUUUUCCGGUCCGAAGCCUUGUCGUCCGCUCUUAACGUUAUGCGGACGGCUAUUCAGGGAGAGUCGCGACUCAAGUCUAUGCCCAACAAUACUGUGAUUAUGAUCGCAUUUGCUGCUUGUUCGGCUCUGAGUCUCGGGCUAGCGAAAAGAAACCAGAAUGAUAACCGGCUUGCACCGAGUGUUUUGAAUCUUAUCACAGAAACCGCCGAUGUUUUGGAGAGAAUUGGAGCUACACCACGUCACCGUAAUGGCGCAUCAGUUCUAUACGGUCGAUUUUUACAUGAGCUUGUUGCCCGAGCUCGUGGUCAACCUGACAGUUAUUAUACACAACAGCAGCAGCAACAACUGCAACCACCACUGCAACCGUACCAGGCAAGCAGAAAUUAUAACACCACCGACCCCCGCACCUUUUCACAAGAAUACUUACCACCGCCGAACAUUUCGCCUGCAACUCAGUAUUCUCUAGCCCCCCCGCUACAAUUCUCCUCCAUGUCUGGAGAUCAGAUCGCCGACGCUGUGAAUAGUGUCUCGUUGCCAAUGGGAGAAGCGGGGACUCUACUACCGGAUUAUCAGAAUUUCCCGCUGAAUGAGAUGAUGCUCUGGGAGUGGUUUGACAAUACGAGUGCAGCUGAUCUGAGUUUCAUGUAGUGUUAUCAGCCGGGCGAUCCUGUAUAUAGAAACAAUGGAAGAGCAACUCUUGAUAAAUAAUAGUAUGAGUCCCCUUGGG